This is a messenger RNA of Pelobates fuscus (common spadefoot toad), 3215 nucleotides long. Its product is annotated as G-protein coupled receptor family C group 6 member A-like. Bases 1 to 2739 code for a protein of 912 amino acids. The record is from RefSeq and is a predicted model, not a curated record. Gene Ontology annotation, biological process: G protein-coupled receptor signaling pathway. Gene Ontology annotation, molecular function: G protein-coupled receptor activity. NCBI's taxonomy places the organism in Eukaryota, Metazoa, Chordata, Amphibia, Anura, Pelobatidae. The transcript has 7 exons. Gene Ontology annotation, cellular component: plasma membrane.
AUGAAUGGGGUAACCAUUGCAGGGCAAAGGAUUCCAAAGGAUAGCAUUGGAGGGGGUCCAACUGUGAAAAAGAUAGGGAACUUUAGUAUCCAAGAACAUGCUGUAGCUUAUAUGAAUGGGGACAUGAUUAUAGGAGCCAUCUUUCCAAUUCAUGAAGGAAUUUCCAAUUUAUUAAACCGUUCAAAUGCAGAUGAUUUCAAUUGUACUGGUUUACUGUUAAGAAAUGUCAUUAAAUCCUAUGCUAUGAUAUAUUCAAUUGAAGAAAUUAAUAAUUCCAGUCUCUUGCCUGGGGUUAAAUUGGGUUAUGCAAUAUAUGACUCGUGCUCCGAUGUUUCCAAAGCUAUGCAAUCAACAAUUAAACUAAUUCCUGAGUUAAACUUACUGAACAAGCUUCCUGACUGCAGGACCAAAGUACAGCAUUCUGUGAAAGCCAUAAUAGGAGAAAUGAAUUCAGAAAUUUCAAUUGCAAUUUCCCGGAUUCUCAGUCUUCAUUCCAUACCUCAGAUCAGUCCUGCAUCAUCUGCUCCAAAUUUCAGUGAUAAAUUGAGAUUCCCUUCAUUUCUUCGAACUGUUCCCAGUGAUACCUUCCAAACACAAGCAAUUGCUAAAAUUAUCAGAAAAUUUGGAUGGAACUGGGUAGGGAUAAUUGCAAGUGACGAUGCAUAUGGACAUUCUGCACUUGACCUUUUAAACACAUUUUUUAAAGAGGAAGGAAUAUGUCUGGCAUUCACAAAAACUAUUCCACCAAAUGCAGAACACCCUUUAAUGCAAAAAGAAAUACACAGUAUAAUGCAAGAAUUUCAGAACUGUUCUGCAAACGUUGUUGUUAUUUUUGCAAGUGGAUUUUCUGUCAUUAAGAUUUUUAAUGAAUCAAUCAGACUCAACAUAUCCAGAAUCUGGAUAGCAAGUGAUAUCUGGUCUAUGUCAAGAGAAGUUGCAAAUAUUCCAAAUAUUGACAAGGUCGGUACUAUACUUGGAUUAAAUUUCCAUGCAGGUAUUAUUUCAGGGUUUAAAGAUUAUCUACAAAACCUUCACCCUUCUGGAGAUGGUGAAAAAAAUCUGAUUCAUGAAGAAUAUAAAAAUUAUCGAUUUGGAUGCACGAAAGAAUACAGUGAAUACUUGGAAUGUAUCAAUAAAUCACUCGGCUACUGUUUUACUUCAAAUUCUAUAACACAUAAAUCACCUCUGACAUGCAAAAAUGAUAAUAUAAUGCUAGCAAAUGAUGACUAUUUGCUGCAAAGUAUUCAAUGGAGUACAACAUUCAGCACGUCUUUGGCUGUAAAAUCCAUUGCAUAUGCACUAAAAAAUCUGUUGUGCAAAAAUGAAAUAUGCACCAAAAAUGCCAGCUUUUCACCACUGGAGCUAGUCAGUGAAAUUCAAAAUGUCAAGUUCGAUUACGAUGCAAAAAUGUUUUCGUUUGAUAAGCAAGGUGACUUUAAUAAUGGCUAUGACAUAAUAAAUUGGCAUACACAUAACAGGAAGACAGAAUUCAGAAUUCUUGGAUAUUAUGAUAUUGUAAGCUCUACAUUUGCACUAAAUGAAUCACUUAUCUUUUGGAACUCAAAAAAAAACAAGAUUCCUGCUUCUAACUGCUCAAAAUCUUGCCCCCCUGGGUAUUAUAAAAAGUAUGCAUUUAUUAGCUGUUGCUAUGAAUGUAUUCCUUGUCCAGAAGGUUAUUUUUCUCCAAAUACUGAUAUGGAUCACUGUCAACCGUGUGGUCUUUCUCAAUGGUCAUAUAAUGGAAGCUCUGAAUGUAAAGAUAAGAAAAUUGAAUAUUUUCAGUGGGAAAAUCCAUUUGCAAUUGUGCUGAUGGUGUUUGCUAUCGUGGGUGUUCUGUUCAUUUUUGCAUCUGGCUGCUUGUUUAUUAUUCAUAGUGAUAAUCCAGCAGUAAAAGCUGCAGGAAGAAGCUACACCCACCUGAUAAGUAUGGCCUUAUUAUUCAGCCUGGGAAGUAUUUUUUUUUUUAUUGGUCAGCCAAGUGAUAUCAUCUGUCAGAUCAGACAACCUCUUUUUGGUAUCGGUUUUUCACUCUGUGUUUCUUGCAUACUGAACAAAUCUUUACAGAUAUUUCUGGCAUGUGAAUCAGUUCAAAGCUGGAAAAAAAAUUCUAUAGUAGCCUACCAAUCAGUGCUAAUCAUUGGUGCUUUAGUUAGCAUUCAAAUUUCAAUUUGCAUUUUGUGGAUGAUACUUGGAAAACCUUUCUAUACACAGAUCUACACUAUACCUCAACUCAUAGCCCAGCAGUGUAAUGUAGGAUCCUAUGUUUUCUUUGGCAUAAUGUUGGGUUAUAUUGGAUUUCUCGCAUUGGCAUGUUUUAUUUUAGCUUACAAAAGGAAGAAAGUACCUGUAAGACAUAAAGAGGCCAAAGGUAUCACAUUCAGCAUGCUUAUCUAUAUGUUUGUGUGGAUUAUCUUCAUCCCAAUCUAUCUGAACACCAGUGGCAUGUACCUCCCAGCAGUGCAAAUCGUAGCCAUAUUAGCUUCAGUGUAUGGAGUGAUAAUCUGUCAAAUUUUGCCAAUAUGUUACCUUAUAUUGUUCAAAAACAACAAGAAAGAACAUUAUUUGAAACGUUUCUAUCCCUUCUUCAAGUCACAGGAGCCACAGGUUUCUAAUUUGACAAAUAACUUGGACCAAACAUCCCCUAAGGCUGAUGCUAUUAUUUACAGGGCAAAAUAUUGUACAGAGCAGAAUAAAUAUAGUAUAUGUUGCUCACUCCGAAACAGGCGAAAAAGUAUUUAGUAAAAAUUUUACUAGUUCAUGUACUAUGGGCAUAUAAACAAAGGGACAGGGAAUUCUCUGGUUCUCAAGUCUUGGGCCUCAAUACUUGAGGACUCUUACCAAUUUAUUACAUUACCUUUCCGUUAACAGUCCCAGUAGUAAGUAAAUGUUAGGGGACACUAGGUGGCUGCUAAAUGUUUAAUUGUUUCCUCCACUUCACUGUGCAUUGGGUGAAAGAAGGGGUAAAAGCCAUACCUAUUCUACAGAGCACAGGGCAGCCACAUUCCCAUAAAUCCAUACCUUAAAGAGAAAGUAUGUAUAGAGCAAAAACUAUCCUGCUGGUCAUUUUAUCAGCCUGGCACAAUACUGUAAACAGUGUGGGCGAUCAGGAAGCAUCUUCGAAUAUGUAUUACUCUUUCAUCGCCCUACUUGUCCAUUUCAAAAGGCUUGGCCUGUAACCUGGAUAAAACAUUUCUUGUGCUUUCUGCAAGAUUCCC